Apodemus sylvaticus (European woodmouse) is the source of this 1748-nucleotide messenger RNA. RefSeq names its product TIFA inhibitor (gene Tifab). The coding region runs from base 620 to 1063 and encodes 147 amino acids. Lineage: Eukaryota; Metazoa; Chordata; Mammalia; Rodentia; Muridae. The transcript is spliced from 3 exons. Gene Ontology annotation, biological process: canonical NF-kappaB signal transduction. Gene Ontology annotation, molecular function: protein binding. The record is from RefSeq and is a predicted model, not a curated record.
CAACCCCGGGCAAUUGGAAGGAACCUUGUAACCUAGGAACUCCGUGUCUGCAGCUCUCUGCCCUCAGAGGGGAGAAGAAGACAGUUGCCAAUGCUCUGUGGUCUGAGGCUGAAAUUGUAGAGACCUGGAAGUACCAAGACCCAGGAAACUCUACUGUCAAGAGGCCCCUCCUAGAGAGGCACCAGUUUCACAACUCGGGCAGUGGGUUCCACUUCUGCAAGAGAGAAUAACACUUCCAUUUCAUUCCUAGAGGAACAAGGAAGAGCGGCAGAAGUGACGUGCUCUCUGACAUAGUGCAUUCCUGAACUACGGAAGAGUCGGCCCAGGCCUUGCCCCAGCCCAGGCCCUGCCUGAGCACAUGGCUGCAGAGUUAAUGCCAGGUGUGCCGCAGUGGUAAGCUGGAGGCACCAUAUUUUCCCCUUCAAGAGGAGUGCUCCCAAGAGCGAAGACCUAUCUCCACAGCACCUGGCCAGAAGAAGACUCUGCAAGAGUUUGUUUAUUACACGCCUGCCAGAUUCAAGAAAACCUGUGGUGUCUGCUCAUCUGUUCUUAUAAAGCAAGGACAAACUGUCUCCAAAUGGCCUGUGGAGUAUCAGGCUACACCCUGUAAGCUGGAGCUAUGGAGAGGCCCCUCACAGUCCUGCAGGUGAGCCUGUACCACCCCACGCAGGGCCAGGUCGCCUUUGCCCAAGUCCCACCGCAGCUGCAACAUGAUGCCAGCCGGCUGCUGGUUGGGCGAGGGCAGGACACCCACCUCCAGCUGCAGCUGCCACAGUUGUCUCGCCACCAUUUGUCCCUGGAGCCCUACAUGGAGAAAGGCAGCAGUGUGCUGGUCUUCUGCCUCAAAGUGCUGACCCGCAAGAGCUGUGUGUGGGUCAACGGGCUGCCACUGAGGUACCUGGAGCAGGUUCCCCUGCACACUGUCAACAGGAUCUGCUUCUCUGGCGUCCAGAUGCUGGUCCGCAAGGAGGCGGGUACCUCCCUUGAGGCCUUUGUCUGCUACUUCCAUCUCAGUCCUUCACCCCUGAUUUACAGACCCAAGGCUCAGGAGACAGACGAAUGAAUGGGAAAACACUGUUAAGAAAAAGACUCCCCCUGUUUUGGGGGAGGCAACUCAUGAACUCCCGGGGGUCUCUCCAUGGCCUCUCCCAGUCUCGGACAGCUGCUUCCCUGCCAAGUCCGGGAGAAGCAAUAGAAACAAAGUUGCAGAAGGAGCCCUAAGACGGUGCACUCCACCAGCCCUGCUGGGGAGCGCAAGCCUUACACAAACAGGCUUUGAGAUAGUUGAGUUGUAUCAUGUAAGGUUGACACACAGAGUUCACAUGUAAAGUCCACUGGCUGCCACGGUCACAAGGAACUAAUGCGGUAAACUUUGAGCAGCCCAGGGCCGGAGAAGUGCCCUCAAUGGCUCCAGGUAAUGGGAACUUCAUAUACUUUUAGAGGUCCUGAGGGCUUCUGGGAGCCUCUCCCAGCAUUCUGUGUCCCCCUCCCAUUUCCUUCAUUGUCUGGCUAGGAGUUACUUUAUGUGCUUCAUCUCCCAUGAUGCCUAAGGGCAGGAACAUGGGGUUGCAGCAGGAAUGUAAGGACAGGGGGAGAAAUUAUGUCUGUGGUAGCUCGGGGUUAGCUUCAGCUUUCAAAUACCCACAGGCGCUCAGGGCUUAGGGAAGCCUGCGUUUAAUAAACUAAAACUAUUUCAUUACAUUGGCAUGCCCAGUAGGAUUCCCUGAGGCCCAGAUGGGCCACAUGUA